AUGGAGCCGGUCGCGACCUGGACCCCCACGAAGGUGGCAGCUUGGCUGAGAGGCCUUGAUGACUGCCUGCAGGACUAUCCUUUUGAGGACUGGCAGCUACACGGCAGAUAUCUGCUUCAGCUCAGCCCCCACCACCUUGAGGCUCUGACCGUGCGGCCUCUGGGCCACCAGGAGAUCAUCCUGGAUGGGGUAGAACAGCUCCGGGCCCUGAGCUCAGGGCUGCAGACAGAAAACCUGCAGAGCCUGACCCAGGGGCUGCUGGAGAGAACACAGGCCUUGCAGAGCUUAGUACAAGGCCGCCUGGAGGACUAUGCCAAGCCCCCAGAUGAUGUGCUCAGCGCAGCUGUGGAGCUGGUGCAUGAAGCCCGGAAUCUUCUCUUCUGGCUCAAGAGGUACCUCUUCUCUCACUUAAAUGACUUCUCAGCCUGCCAGGAGAUUGAGGAGUUGUGUAGGAAGCUGAGCCAAGUCUUACAAGAGAAUUGUCCAGCGGCUGAGAAAGAGAGCAAAGUGCUGACCAUUUGCGACCACGUGGCGGGGAUCUGCCACACCAUUCUGAGCUACAGCCCUGAAGAGCUGCUGGAGCAGAGAGCCGUUCUCGAGCGGGUACAACUGGAUGACCCUCUGGGCCUAGAAAUCGACACCACCAGCAACUUCCUGCACUUUGUGUCCCGCGUAGGCACCCAGGUCACCACUGAUCCCCAGCUGCAGAUCCUGCCUGGAGACGAGAUUGUCCAGAUCAACGAGCAGGUGGUGGUGGGCUGGUCUCGUGAGAAUGUGGUGAGGGAACUGCUUCGGGAGCCCGCCGGGGUCAGCUUGGUGCUGAAGAAGGUCCCAGUGCCAGAGACGCCCCCUCAGACUCCCCCUCCGGCCCUUGGCUCCCCGCUCCCGAGGAGCCCAUCUCUGGCUGCGGCUACACCUUCUCCCAGUGUCCGGUCCGGAAACGUCUUUGCCUUCAACCUGACUUCAGACCCGAGCCCUGGGCCCAGCCCUGCUUGGACAGAUUCAAUCCCCCCUGCCUCCCAACCCCUGCUCAUCUCUCCCGCUCCUUCAACCUCGCUCCCAGCACAGGGAGCAGGGUCCCAGGGGCUCCCAGAAACCCCAGACAAGAGUCCUGUUCCUGGUCAGAAGAAAUCAAAAGGCGUGGCGACGCGGCUGAGCCGCCGGCGGGUGUCGUGCCGGGAGCUGGGCCGCCCCGACUGUGAUGGUUGGCUGCUGCUGCGCAAGGUGCCCGGGGGCUUCAUGGGCCCCCGCUGGCGCCGCUGCUGGUUUGUGCUCAAGGGACACACGCUCUACUGGUACCGCCAGCCCCAGGAUGAGAAAGCUGAGGGGCUCAUCAAUGUCUCCAACUACAGUUUGGAAAGUGGGCACGAUCCGAAGAAAAAGUAUGUGUUCCAGCUCACCCAUGACAUGUAUAAACCCUUCGUCUUCGCUGCCGACACCCUGACAGAUCUGAGCAUGUGGGUGCGUCAUCUCAUUACCUGCAUUUCCAAGUACCAGUCCCCAGGCCGAGCCACUAUGCCUCGAGAGGAAGAUUGCUACAGUGAAACGGAAGCAGAAGACCCUGAUGAUGAGACUGGGUCCCGUGCAGGCUCGCCCAGUCCUGCACACUCGUGGAGUGUGCCCUCUGGAGACCCCACCCCUGCUGCCAGCCCUGCACAGGGCAGCCCCCGGACCUCGAUAUGUCCUCCAGCAGACAGCAGCGAAGGUGCACUGGAAGGCAUGGUGCGGGGCCUGAAGCAGGGCGGCGUGUCCCUGCUGGGCCAGCUGCAGCCCCUCACUCAUGAGCAAUGGCGGAGCUCCUUCAUGCGGCGCAACCGAGACCCUCAGCUCAAUGAGCGGGCGCACCGCGUUCGUGCGCUGCAGAGCACUCUCAAGGCAAAGCUACAGGAGCUGCAGGCCCUGGAAGAGGUGCUGAGUGACCCUGCGCUGACAGGAGAGAAGUUCCGGCGAUGGAAGGAGCAGAACCAAGAGCUCUACUCAGAGGGCUUGGGGGCCUGGGGAGUGGGGCAGGCUGAGAGCAGUGCCCAAGCCCUGACCUUGGACUCCAGAGAAUGUUCUUCGCCUUCCUUGUCCUCCCAUCCUGAGGAGCACACGCAGCUCUGUCACCCAGCCUCAGAGAGUAAUGUCCCACCUCCUGAUCUCUGACCCCAGCCAGCACCCCUACCCCAAAGACUGCCUCUGCACCCACCUCUGACAUGUGUAGGACCAAGCCUCCCGGACUGUGUUCAAGGUCAGAAAUAGUGCUGGUUCGGAGUGGCACCCCAGACUCUGCCACUUCUGUCUGGUGGUGCCAUUCCUGCUCCUCUGCCGCUAGUGCCAUUAAGUGAGAUGAAGUGGUACCACUCUCUCCUCCCUGGCUGGAGGUGGGACAGGAAGGCUGCCCAGAGUCUGCCUUCUCCCUUCCUGAGCCCAUUUACACAAGGCUGCU
Sorex araneus (European shrew) is the source of this 2428-nucleotide messenger RNA. It is a transcript of the gene CNKSR1, whose product is annotated as connector enhancer of kinase suppressor of Ras 1. The record is from RefSeq and is a predicted model, not a curated record. The transcript has 21 exons. Lineage: Eukaryota; Metazoa; Chordata; Mammalia; Eulipotyphla; Soricidae. Bases 1 to 2145 code for a protein of 714 amino acids. Gene Ontology annotation, molecular function: protein binding.